AUGCCUCGCCUUAACGCAAUCAUCCUCCUCCUCUUCUCUCUCGCAUACCCAAUCACCGCGCAAUUCGGCUUCUUCGACCAAAUGUUCGGCGGGGGAAACCACCACGGCGGUCACAACCACGGCGGCGGCCACAAUCACGGUGAAGCACAAAACGUGCGGAGCGAUAGUAGUUGGUAUCAGGCGCAGUAUGAAGGCGCGCAAUGCUCACACUACCUCUGCCCCGGUACACUGUCCUGCGUCCACUUCCCGCAUCACUGCCCUUGCGCGUGGGAAAAUGUAGAAGAUAAGGUUGAGCUUGGGGAUGGAAUUGCGAUUUGUGGGUCCAAGGGGGGAUGGAAGGAGGGCGAGUUUGCGAAGAAGGUGGAGUUGGCGAGGAAGGGGUUGCUUUGA
Molecule: messenger RNA, 390 nt
Organism: Bipolaris oryzae ATCC 44560
Lineage: Eukaryota; Fungi; Ascomycota; Dothideomycetes; Pleosporales; Pleosporaceae
Exons: 2
Coding region: 1-390 (129 amino acids)
Source: RefSeq, a predicted model, not a curated record